Limulus polyphemus (Atlantic horseshoe crab) is the source of this 1780-nucleotide messenger RNA. RefSeq names its product LIM/homeobox protein Lhx2-like. NCBI's taxonomy places the organism in Eukaryota, Metazoa, Arthropoda, Merostomata, Xiphosura, Limulidae. Gene Ontology annotation, molecular function: DNA-binding transcription factor activity, RNA polymerase II-specific; RNA polymerase II transcription regulatory region sequence-specific DNA binding. Bases 411 to 1466 code for a protein of 351 amino acids. Gene Ontology annotation, biological process: regulation of transcription by RNA polymerase II; neuron differentiation. The transcript has 5 exons. The record is from RefSeq and is a predicted model, not a curated record. Gene Ontology annotation, cellular component: nucleus.
GUGACAUUUGGAUCACCGUCACUGUGCCGCUGGGCUUACGGAUAAGGGUCCUGCUCUUAUAGCUAAGCCUAACCCUCCAGGGCAGCAGAAAACAUUUAAUUGUACCAGACUGUGAAGCAGCUACGAGUAUCAAACAUGGGGCACUAAAGCUAAGUUUCAGUUUUAUGAAAAUCUCGUCACUAGCGUGAAAGUCCGAGAAUAUCAUAUCUCAAGCUUGACAAAGCUAUGAUGGAGAUCAAAAGUUAUUAAGAGCAGAUUUAUAAGAAAUAUUCAAGAUUUCCACUCUCAUCAGUUAAAAGUAACCGACAAAAGUAAGAUUGUUCUCCAGUUAAUUGUUACGUUCUGGAGGUGACGUUAAAUGUUGUGAAAUCUGAUAUCGACUGACUUAGUGAAGUAAUAGAGCAACCGUCAUGCUCACGGUGUCGAGUUUGGAAGAGACGACAAAUAGGAUGGCGGCAGUGUGUGCUGGCUGCGGCGGGACGAUCGCGGACCGCUACUACCUACUGGCUGUAGACCGACAAUGGCAUGUGCGUUGUCUCAAGUGUUGUGAAUGUAAACUUACCUUGGACUCCGAGCUAACGUGUUUCUCUCGGGAUGGCAAUAUCUACUGCAGAGAAGACUACUACAGGAUGUUUUCUGUGAAAUUGUGUGCAAGAUGUCAUUUAGUAAUCGCAUCAAACGAGCUGGUAAUGUGUGCACGUGAGUUUGUCUACCACCUCCACUGCUUCACUUGUGCCACUUGUAAUAAGUCCUUCACUAAAGGGGAGUAUUUUGGUCUGAAAGAUAACAUUAUUUAUUGUCGACUCCAUUACGAGCUGUUGAUACACUACACGCUUCCAUAUAGUUUUUCUGGUAAUGAAAUAAGUCCCGUCACUAGAUUUCAACCUGGUUCCAACCAAACUGUUUACGAAAACGUAGCCCUUGACAAUAAUCUUUGUCCCUCCAACAGUGAAGAAUUAAGCCUAUCUCGUCACAUGACAAUCCCAGAAUCCUUAGUAGCCACGCAUGUCCCGAUUAAAGGAAAAACAAAGAAGCGAAAAGGAAGCAAUCCAGUCACAAACAGAGGAUCAACAACUAACAUUGAUGUUGGAGGGAUGUGUGGAAUGGUCAAUUUACGAGACAGACCGUUAGGGGAAUUUCAACAUAACACAACGCCACCUUUUUCACCAAGCAAGAAUAUAUCCAAAACAAGACCGAAGCGAAUGCGCACUUCCUUUAAACACCAUCAAAUGCGCACUAUGAAAUCUUAUUUUGCCAUCAAUCAUAAUCCAGAUGCUAAGGAUUUAAAGCAACUGUCUCAAAAAACAGGACUUAACAAGAGGGUACUACAAGUUUGGUUCCAAAACGCUCGAGCCAAAUGGAGGAGAAACAUUCUACACCAACACACCCAAGGACCGAAAGUUGUCGAAGAAUCACAACCAUUGGUGGAAAUGACGGCAGAAGAGACUUUACUCAACGCUCUGUGAACCUUCCUAAAGCACACUCCGCACUUUUCACCAAAGAGGAACAGGGCGCUUCAACAUAUUCAGCCUUGUUCAAAGAGUGUCGGGAUAAAUUUAGUGACAUUACGAAGUCAGAAUAAUGAACUCGUUUAGGUUAUACUUUUGUUUGACCCUUUUUUAGAACCGUGUGAGACGAUAGAGGGUUAAUCCCAUAGGAAUAAAACAACGAUCGACGAGUAAUAUAAACGAUACUGAAACCUAAUGUCCACGUGUAUUAAGGCUGUAUAUUUUCCCUAGCUACUGACUUAAGAGUAGAGAGAGAAGUAUUAACGUCUAUC